CGCCCCCGCCGCCCGCCGCCCGCUCGCCCCGCCCCCGCCGCCCGCCGCCCGCUCGCCCUGAGCAGGUCUUCGCCCGCCCCCGCGCGCUCCGCCCUCGCCCUCCGCCCCCGGAGUUAGCCGCGCUCGGCCUCCCGCGCCGGGCGGGCUCCGCCCGAGGCUCCGGGGCCCAUGGCCAAGCGGCGUGCGGCCGAGCCGCUAACGUUCCACGUGCCUUGGAAGCGGCUCCUGCUCUGCGACUUCCCCGAGGAGCCGCCGCCGCUCUGGAUCCCGCCGCCGGGGGCCUCCCAUCCCGGGCAGCCAGUCGGCGCGCCGGAGCUGCCCCGAAAGCGCAAAAUCGACGCGGGGGCUAUGACUGAGCCUUCAGCUUCGCCCAGCAAGCGCCGCGACGGCCGGGACAGCAGCGUUCCGGGCGGCGUGCAGCGUGAGGGCCGAGGCCUGGAGACGGGCGAGCCGCCGCAGCAGCUGCCUCCCGUGCGGCCCCGCGGGCCAGGGGAGGAGCCCCGGGGCGCCCGGCCCCCGAGGGGCGGUGGCGACGACGGGGCGGGGCGCACAGAGCCCCGGCGGGGAGACUGGGGGGCAGCGCCGCGCCAGCUCAAUGAAGAAUUUUGGCAGUAUAACACCUUCCAGUACUGGAGGAAUCCUUUACCACCUAUUGAUCUGGCAGACAUCGAAGAUGUAGUUGAAGACAACCCGCCAGAAGCAACGCUUCAGGGCAAGGAUGAAGUGGUUGAGAUUGACAUGGAGUCCUGACAGAAGGAACUGAAGAAUAGGUUUCUCUGAAUUUGAGGAGGCACCUCUUAAGUGAAUUCACAUAUUCUUAAGGAAAAAAGUUAUUUUCCAUACUUGAUGUGAUACCAUUCCCAAACCUGAAAAAUGAGGAAAAGUUGUUUUAAAGAUAAAUGCCUACAGUCAAUACUGAAACUUUCAAAAGGGAUUUGUCAAGGAUGUAGUGCAGUUACAGGGGAAGUGUUUUAUAUAUGUACUCUUAAAGAAAAAUUUAUGUUUAGACUCAGUUUGAAAAUACUGAUCUUAUAAAAAGGAAUUCUGGCAGUUUUAGAAAUAGGUGGGGAACACUCAACUAUUCCUCUUCUCUGUACCAAAAAGUUAAUUUGUGGUACAUGAAAUGAAUAUUGUUUUAUAAUAACUCUUAUUAAUAAAAUGCUUUCUAGUACAUUGUAUUGACUCUUCUUAGUUGAAUAGAUAGCUGACUUAAACAUCUAUGCAAACUUAAAAUGUAGGGGGUUAAAGGUGGUAUAGUUUUAAAAGAACUUUCUAAAUGUAAAGUAGUGAGAAUUUCAUUUGGGUAGCAUGUUUGCAUAGUUUCCAAUGUUUGAUAUUUUUUGGGGAAUCCUAAAUGGGUAAAGAACAAUGAGGAGCAAAUAGGUGCUUCCCUCCCCGUUUUCUUAGGAUGAAAAGAAAGAAAUUUAGUUGUAUUUCUUAAUUUCUUGGUUUUGAAUUGUUUUGACGGCAUGGUUUUUAUUGCUUUUUACUUAAGACUUGUUCUCAACACAGACAACACUUCAGAAAUCCUUGCCUGAGCCCCACUGGAGAGAUUCCCAUUUAAUUGAGAUGGGCCUUGGUUAUAGCUAUUUUUUUAAGCACCAGUCCUCCUUUUCCCCAAUCCUAAUGUGCAGACAACUUUGAGAACCACCAGACUAAUGGUAGUUUUUCCUAUUUAAAGGAGAUAACUAAUUUGAGAUGAAGCAACUCCUCUUAAUUAGCUUUGUUUUUAUUUCGCUCUUUCGAUGGCUUUGUUACAACUUAAAUUAUUGUGUUAUUACUAUUUCAUUGUUAAAAAAUAAAGUAAGCAGUUUGUGUUUGAGUUGAGUAUCAAUGAUUAAGUUAAUUAACUUUUGUACUACAUCUAGAAUGUUGGCUUUGUAAUCGAGUAACUUGUCCUUGUAUAUUUUUUGUUAAUGACAGUAGAUCCAAAAUUCAGAAAGGGUGAUAAAUGCCAAUGAGAGAGAAAAAAAGCCCAAUGUUUCUUAUAUAUCUGUAGGAUUUAAAUAUGGGUUGACAUUAAUGAGAAUAUUCUAGAACAAAAGACAUGUACUAUGGUUAAGAAGGCUUUGGUGUCAGACAUGAUUCAAAGGCUUGUACUGCCACUUUCUACCUAUGUAACAUUAAGCAAGUUAUUUUUCAUCUUCAAGCCCCAGGUUCCUUAAUUGUAAAAUGAGAAACAAUAAAUAGUAUCUACCUCA
Messenger RNA from Mirounga angustirostris (Northern elephant seal), 2201 nucleotides. It is a transcript of the gene CUNH9orf40, whose product is annotated as chromosome unknown C9orf40 homolog. The record is from RefSeq and is a predicted model, not a curated record. Lineage: Eukaryota; Metazoa; Chordata; Mammalia; Carnivora; Phocidae. Bases 169 to 750 code for a protein of 193 amino acids. The transcript has 2 exons.